Molecule: messenger RNA, 1666 nt
Organism: Odontomachus brunneus
Lineage: Eukaryota; Metazoa; Arthropoda; Insecta; Hymenoptera; Formicidae
Exons: 6
Coding region: 381-1097 (238 amino acids)
Molecular function (GO): protein binding
Source: RefSeq, a predicted model, not a curated record
UUCAGGUAUGAGGCAGCUUGCUAUCGCGUGCUAGAUAUCUGGAGAGAUCCGAAACACAGCGAAAUAAUAUCUCAGGCACUCCUAUUUGUUCGCCUCGCAGAAGGUAUUCGGCGCUUACUUGGACGCGAUAGACACGCGAGCGGCCCAGGCGUGCGACGACGCGCCCUGUGCUUGCGAGGUAGAGUCCAAAGUGUCCCUGCAAAGUAUCCUGCUGGCGACUGGAGUUUCGCUGGAACAGGCAGAGCGAGCCGCCACGAUAAUACAGGUACGCCGUCGUUAUGUACACAAGGCCCGAUGGUCUCCUUAAUCGAUCUUUAGCGGCUCUUUAAGGCGCUCUCAUUGUCGUCGAUCAGAUCGCUUUCCGCGGACAUUACGAGAGGAUGUUGCUGAACGAGUCCCAGGGCGUGAUUCAGUGGCAACGAGCGGCAACGAGGACCCUCGAGAUCCUCAGGAGGGCCGGGGCUUCGCAGGCGGAGGCUUCGAACGCGGCCGUUUUAAUACAGGCUACUUAUCGUGGAUACUACACGAGGAGAAAUCUAAAAAUGAAAACGAUGACUACGAUGCUGCAAGAGGAAAAAGAAAGCGAAGUAGACACGAUAGAGUCCACGAGAACCAUUCAAUCCGUGGCAUGGUUAGAUAUGAUGUACGAGGAAUCGGGAUUGACGUUGAUGAGAGCCAAUGAAGCUGCUACGGUCAUACAAAGAGCUUAUAAGCGAUAUCGCACGAGGAAAAAUAAGCAUAACGUGUCACGGCUGGAAUCGACCAAGCCGAUGGUGGUGGAAGCCAUUGUCAAAAAUCUGCACCAGAGAGUUCUUGACGGAGUCGUAUCUUGCGCCAACAUUCCCGCGGAAUUUGGUAGUCGAGAAGAAUUGGCGGAAGCGGGCGAAGAACUUCAACGAGCGUUCAGGAAUCGAUUGGCACGUGCUUGCAUAACGGAGGAAAACGGAUACGACGAGGAGGAGUUCACUCGGCCGGAAAAACUCGACGAAUCGCUCUCGAAACUGGUGAACGACACCGCGGUGGGAGAUCAGGAAGAAGGUCGAGAAAUCGAAGUAGCUACGGGACGUGACGGAAAAACAGAUGCGGGCUCGGCAUAAGGGGGAGCCGAAGACCAAGGGGUGACAGUGGCGCGCGGCGGUAGAAUCCUUUUCUGAGUGCGUCGGAUGAACCAAUUAACAUGGAAGCUGCUGCGGGAUGGGAAAAGAAGCGGGACGGCAACGAGUGCUCGGCGCACAAAGAACGUAGCUGGAGCAAAAAGCGCCGCCUCUAGAGGCCACCGAAUGCCGGAGACACCGCAGCACUUUAAUGCACAUGCUUACGUUCGAUAAUUCCGUUAACGUGAUGCGCUUUCGCAGCGAGCUUAAAAUUCCCCCGGACGAAACGGUCCCGGCACGCGCGUGCGACUGUAACGAGCUAAACUAUUUCGCCUACGUGUAACGUUAAUUUAAUUCGGCCGAUGCAAGCUAAACCGUUCCGGGGCGAGUCGUCCAAAUUUGAUUUGCAUAAUUUUUAUUCUCGACAGUUAACGCUUUAAUAUCCCAUUACAUUAUUUCGCGUUAGUACGCGCCCGGUGGGCACACUUUCCCGUGAAAAGAGAAUUUUUCCAGCGCUUGAUAUCGCGCGUUAAAGCAUAUUGUGCAUGAAGUUUCUUCACUCUAAUAUAAAG